Messenger RNA from Aspergillus melleus, 1251 nucleotides. Its product is annotated as ankyrin repeat domain-containing protein. The transcript has a single exon. Gene Ontology annotation, cellular component: cytoplasm; nucleus. The coding region runs from base 191 to 937 and encodes 248 amino acids. Gene Ontology annotation, molecular function: protein binding. Lineage: Eukaryota; Fungi; Ascomycota; Eurotiomycetes; Eurotiales; Aspergillaceae. The record is from RefSeq and is a predicted model, not a curated record.
ACUUGGAGCUCAGAGCGGGGUAAAAUGUGGCAUAAAGUCAUCGCUGCCCCAAACUAAUGGACUGAGUUCUGGUACACAUCUGGAACACUUGGUAUCAGAGCACCUACUGCCAUACAAACUUCUCUUCAUGUAUGUUAUGCCUUAUCCUUGAGAAAGUACCUGCUGUUCCUAACUCUGCGGGUCUCAUAGGAUGUUUGACGAUUUGGACGACUAUGAUUAUUUCCUUCCACACGCUGACCUGCAAACCACCCACCUUCAUCAAGCUGUCAGAGAAAACGACAUUCCUCGACUAGAGGAGACUUUGAGAAACGGAGCAGAUGUCAACAUGCAGGAUGGACAAGCUACAACCCCACUGCAGGUUGCUGUGGGGGGAUGCAGGGAAAAUGUAACCGUCAUUCAACUACUUCUCCGAUACGGAGCAGAUGUCACGGGACAUAGAGGCGUACACGGAAAUGCCUUGACCCAUGCCGCUCUUGGGAGUCCAGCGAUUAUGCGAAUGCUUUUAGAUCAUGUUUCCGCGCAAGAGCAUUUCGACCUCUCAUCGGCGAAUCGUGCACUGUGUACAGCCUCUGAAUAUGGACGCGUGGAGAUAGUCCAGCUUCUUUUGGCUAGAGGGGUUAGUCCGAACGCAGGGGGCUCUAUGUAUGGGUGUGCACUCGAAGCAGCAGCUCAUUAUGGAAGUGAAGGUGCUGUCCAGGCUCUGUUGGCCGCUGGUGCAGAUGUUAACUUUCAAGGCGGCUAUCAUGGGAAUGCGCUCCAGGCUGCAGCGAGAUAUGGAAGGGAAAAUCUGGUGAAGAUCUUACUGCAAGCUGGUGCUGAUGUGAAUGCUUCUGGUGGUGUUUAUGCUAAUGCAUUGACGUCAGCUAUUCAACGGGAUCAUCCACAGGUUGUAGCAAUACUUCUAGAGGCGGGCGCAACUCCUGUUCAGGGUGAUUAAAUCGCACUAGCAGAGGUCUCUUUCUAAACCAGAAACAUCUUAUACGAAAGGAUAUAGUAAGAUUACUGGCUUGGCAAUAUCAACGCUUUUCAUCAUCAAGUUUAUCAAACCCUAGAAUACUGUGAGGAAGGCGCGAAGGGGCUGGUUUAAACCACCAGCAUUCACCGAACCUUUCAAUUAUCGAAGCAGCCAAACAACACAGCUUCGAAUGCAUCACAUAUCCAAAACGUCCUGGUACCAAAUCAUUUUAAAUUUUCUUUCAAGAAUAUGCUAGCACACGUAUGCUUAGCAAUAUGUAGAACUCACAGGUAAAU